Medicago truncatula (barrel medic) is the source of this 1472-nucleotide messenger RNA. RefSeq names its product F-box/FBD/LRR-repeat protein At4g26340. NCBI's taxonomy places the organism in Eukaryota, Viridiplantae, Streptophyta, Magnoliopsida, Fabales, Fabaceae. The transcript has 3 exons. The record is from RefSeq and is a predicted model, not a curated record. Gene Ontology annotation, molecular function: protein binding. The coding region runs from base 64 to 1188 and encodes 374 amino acids.
AGACCCAAUUCCAAUUCCAAUUACAAUUGUUGUUUUGAUCCUUUUCUCCUCCACCGCCCCGCAAUGUCACUGCAGUUAGGGCUUUCAAUUCCAUAUAAAGAAGAAGACGACAUAAUAAGCGAUCUCCCAGACUCAGUUCUUCAUCACAUUCUUUCUUUUCUUACUAUCAAAGACACAUGCAUCACAAGCCUCCUCUCAAAAAGAUGGAAACUGAUUUCGCUGUUACAACACAUCUUCUACUUGGAUGAAAAACACUCUCGAGACUCUCUACCCUUCAUCGCCGCUCGAGAUAAGAAUCUACCCUUCCUAUUAGUCCACCUUAAAUGGUGCCCCAAUAAUGAAAUUGUUUAUGCCGCUAUUCAACGACGACUUUAUAACCCAACCAUCCAUCCCUCUCACUCUGAUUGCCACAUAAGCAAAUCGUCUGCUUUCCUUCUAACUUCCAAAACCUUGGCAUUCCUCAAAUUGAAGAGGAUAACAAUCAACCAAGUUUCAAACGUUGAUCUUCCCUCGCUCAAAGUACUUCACAUGGAAUCUAUCACUUUUGCAGAUGGUGAAUAUCUCACCAAACUUCUAUCCGGCUCUCCUAAUCUACAGGAGUUGGAAACAAAGGAUUUAGUGGUAAAGAAAGGUUGUAGCCUGGUUUGGAAUGAUACAAACUUAUCCAAGUUGGUUAGAGCUAACAUUUCCGGUCGGCAUAUUAUGUUUAAGCAACUUCAUAACGUGGAGCAUCUGCGCCUACAUGUGACAUGUCCCUAUCCACUACAUCUCAUGUUUGACAAUUUAACUCAUCUGGAGCUUACAUUAGACAUUGACCAUGAAUGGCUGGGAGUGGGGUCAUUCAAAUGGACAUGGCUGAAUAUUCUACUUUCACAUGUCCCAAAGCUUCAAACUCUUAUCAUUGAUGAGGUUGAUACAGUAAACAAUUUUGAAGAUGGCAGUUGGAAGGAACUACAUACUGUACCAGCAUGCCUUUUAUCUCAUCUCACAACAUGCUCACUUAGAAAUUACUGCCGCCUAAACUGUGAGAUUCAAUUUGCAAAAUAUAUCUUGAAGAACUCAACAGUACUAAACACCAUGACAAUUCAGAUUGCCGAAUCAGUAGAUACAAAUACAAAACUCCAAACGAUCAAGGAAUUAUCUCUCUGCCAAAGGAAUUCCACCGCAUGUCAACUUUUAUUUAUUUGAAUGAUAAUGGAUAGAGCGUGCAAUAGCAGCAGCCUUAAGCUUGUCACAACAAUUAUCAUAACUCCAAUAAGUCCGAGACUCUACUUUCUGAAUUCAUUCUCAAUCUUGAGAAAUGUUUGUUUGUGUACAAUAACCUAUCCUUUGAUUUUUAUGAUAUAUGCUUUAGAAACAUUGAUCUUUCUUUGAAUUCUACAUCUUGAACUAUAGUUUUGUCUUUAUGGAGUCUUUUAGUGAUAUAUGCUUGUCACAAACAUUAAUAACUCCUGUUAUACGCAAUAGUUUAG